Messenger RNA from Phanerochaete carnosa HHB-10118-sp, 626 nucleotides. RefSeq lists its product as uncharacterized. The record is from RefSeq and is a predicted model, not a curated record. NCBI's taxonomy places the organism in Eukaryota, Fungi, Basidiomycota, Agaricomycetes, Polyporales, Phanerochaetaceae. The coding region runs from base 11 to 196 and encodes 61 amino acids. The transcript has a single exon.
CUCCGCCCCCAUGGGCCUAACGACGUUCCCAGCGCUCGAGUGGCUCAAUCUCACCAGCUGUGCGUGGAACAAUCGCCACGCUGUACGUUGGAAGCGAAGGACGCACCUGCAUUCCCUAAUGCUGGAGCUUAUCCGAAUUCUCGAGUUCCGGAAGCAGCGUGACAAGAGAUCAAGAUGCUCUCGCUCUCGGCUGUAAAUAACGUGUUUGAGACGGGCGGGGCCGAGUGCGCCCUGUCAUGUCUCAAGGCGGCUGUGGAUAAGCUUUUUAUACGAUGGAUUUGGAGACGAGAAGGUCGAGCCUGAGCGUGACUCGUGUACGGAGGACAAAGAGGAGGAUGCGGCUGUUGACGAAGAUGAAGACGAAUCAGCGGAGGAGGAGGACCAGAACCAGCACUUGGGCGAAGAGGAAGAAGAGGGCAGCAGACCAGAUAAUGACGAAGACGAACCAGGCUUGCAGCUGUUUGACUGCAAGGAGUAACUGGAUAAAGUGGAAUGGACGUGUCUUGGCGCAGCGUUAUCUUAAAAUCUCUUGACCAUUUGCUCGUGUGCGCAGACUAAAUGUAUAGCAUGGUCAUUAGAAUUAUCCACGCGCUAUUUCCUACUCGUUACUGUACUUUUACGACCAU